AGGAAAAAACUCACUGAAAUUUUAGUGCAACCCCAUUAAUCUCCCCCUUCUUCACCUCACCGUUUUUCCCUUCUUCAAACCCUCAAAUCUCUCUCCUUCUUUCUCUCUCCUUCUUUCUCUCUCUAAAAUCUCUAAAUUAUUGAUCUUAAUUUAGGGUUUUAAUCUUCAUUCUUUCUGUUUAGUGUACUUGUAUAUUCAUUACUACCCACAUACCCAUUUGUCCUGAAGCUGGAAUUUUUUUUGUUUUAAUCUUCAUUCCAUUUAUUGCAGGAUUACUAUGUUGCAAUAAGAAGUGCCUGGGAGGAUUUAGCGUCAUUCCACCGUUAUGUCUUCUUGAUACUGGCAUACUGCUGCAGAUUUUGUACAUAAUUCUGCUGUUUCAAAAUUCUUCCUGUGGGUUAGAUUGUUAUGAGACGCCCCCUUUUGCCAUAAUUUUAUACAGAAUGGCACACAUGAGUUUGUAUCCCGGUAAUUGUGAAAUUGUUGAAUUAGAGGAGGAGUUAAACCCAGGAGAGCAUUAUAGAGGUAAAAAGUAUGUGAAACCUGAAUUGAAACGAGAGGAGAAGGAACGAAGAUCUCUAGCCUCAAAUGCUGGGAACACAAGCUCUUUAGAGGAAGAUCUCAAUCAGCUCUUUGAGAUGUUUAAUAGCAGAACUCCACCUCAUGGGUCUUCUCGUACAAGCCAAGCCGGUACAUCACGUAAAAAUGCUUCAAAAAAGCCUGUCAAAGCAGUUGGGUCUUCUUCACCUGGAUAUGGAAUCUCUGAACGUGUUAAUCUAAAGCAGGCACUUAGGGGAUUGUGCCUUUCUCAGGCAUCAGAAAUGGCGGCCAUGAAACGCUUAUCUAAAUCCGGUUCAUCAGAAGCUGGGAGGAUAUCGACUAUGUACCAGAAUGUUGUAGUUGAAGACAGGGCGUCCAAUCAUUCCCAAGAUGAUGAUCGAGGGGGCAUGCUCGAGAUAUCGCUUGUUCCUGAGGAAACAAGUUUUGACACUUUCAGAAACAUUCCUGGAAAAUUGCCAGAACCGGAUUUCUGGCCCUCAAACCGAAGUUCUCUUGCUGACAAAGGGGCUGGAUAUACCUCAACGUCGAAUGAAAGAUUUGAGUCAAGAUACUCUGGCAAUCGAGUAUUAGACCCUGAGAAACCUGCAUCUGUAUUAACUGCAUCUUCUCCACCUGUUGAUGACAGCAUUCCUGACAUGGGUCAUAGUAAGCUGACUCGGAAAGGAAUUAUCACUCCAACUGAAAUGAACAAUCAAGCAUCAGGUAUUGCCAAGUUGCAGCAGAAGCACAUGGUUUUACCAGCUUCGUCCUCUCCAACUUCUAAUCGUAGCAUGCGAGAUGUUGCUAAAGGGAAGAUGGCAGAGAAUGGAGAAUAUUGCAGUACUGGUCAUUUUGCAGGUCAAAUGCCUUCAACAUCAUUGCCGAAAGAUAAGCAUGCAUCUCCAAAUUCUCAAUCUAGUCCUAGAUAUGAAAAGAAUUCUCUGGAACUUGUCUGGAAAAUUCCAGCACAUAAGGAGAUAUUUGCAGCAUCAACUAGUGCAGGGAAUCAAAUGUCAAAUUUUGAUAUGGGGCACAAGGAAGAGAAUGCACAUAUUUCACAUCGUUUUGAUCUCAUUGACAAAGCCCAGGAGCAUAGCAAGAGCUGCACGACAGAAAGUGGGAAAUUCUCUGCCUCAGCUAAGCUUGUGAGUCAAACCCGGUUGACGGAGUCCUUGCAGAAUGAGAAGAAUACACCUCUUCAAUCUUCUUCAUAUCCUAGUGCUGAAAAUGCCUCCUCGGAAUUUAGUAGGAAAAUGGCAGACGAAAAGGAACAAACUCCUGUGUCAACUGGAGCUCGGAAUGUGAAGGUACAUGUGAUGCAUGAGGAUGAGCGUGUACCUACAUGUUCUUCAAGUCUUCCUGAUCUUGGUGAUAAAGCUUUUGGUGACAGCAACAGUAGUUUGGCCUCUAAUAAGUUGGUCAGCAAAGAAUCUGCUGGAAAAUCAGCAAAAUUAGAAACAAAAGACUUAGGCUUGAGAGCUGGUAAGAAGAUCAGUUCAAAAACUGUAUCGUCAACUGGCUCCCCGAAAGGGAAAAAAGCAAGCAAGUCAACCAGAAAUGCGCAGCAUUUGGUCAAACCUCUUAUCAAGACUAAGAAUUUUGUUAAGAGGAAAUCCAAGAAGAAGUGCUCAGAUAAUAGCUCGAAAAAUGUCCGAAGUGAAUUUAUUAAUGACUUGUAUUCAGGGCCAAAUCCAAUAGUGUGUCCGAGAUGCCAGUGUGUUGUUACGGAUGCCUGGAAAGAAGCCAGUCAAGAGUCUUCAGUUUCUCGUCAGGAGUCUCUGGUAUCACAACAAGUAUCUCCACAAUCCCAUCAAGAAUCUCUUGUAUCCCAUCACAAGUCUCCUGUGCCCUUUCAAGAUUCGCCAAUAUCUCCAUUUGCUAGCCUUAGUGCUGAAGUCAGCUCAAGCAAUGUCAUUUCAGAUAAUAGCACACUCGGACUAAGUUAUGAGAGCUCAAACAAAUCCAAGACAGCUGUUGCUGAAUCUAGUAGCAACACAAAGUCAAAAUACAAGGGGGAAUUCACGCAGAGUUCAAAAGGUAGCCCUGGUGAAUGUAGCAGUAGCACAAGUGUUAGUGAAGAAAGCAAUCUAAGCAGGCCCAGCUUUUGUGAUCGGCCACACAUGUCUAAGGAUGUAAGGUGGGAAGCGAUUCGUCAUGUAAAGUUUCAGCAUGGAAAUCUAGGAUUGAGACAAUUCAAUCUUCUGAAGAAGCUUGGCUGCGGAGAUAUUGGAACCGUUUACCUUGCUGAACUCAUUGGUACAAACUGUCUCUUUGCUAUAAAGGUCAUGGACAAUGAAUUCUUGGCUAGAAGGAAAAAGAUAGCAAGGGCACAAACAGAGAAGGAGAUACUAAGAAUGCUCGAUCAUCCUUUCCUCCCUACUUUAUACAGCCAAUUUACAUCAGAUAAUUUGUCGUGUUUAGUUAUGGAAUAUUGUCCGGGGGGUGAUCUACAUGUUCUCCGGCAGAGACAACCUGGCAGGUGCUUUACAGAACAAGCAGCGAGAUUCUAUCUUGCCGAAGUCCUCCUUGCCUUAGAGUACCUUCACAUGCUUGGAGUUGUCUAUCGAGAUUUGAAGCCCGAAAACAUUCUAGUCCGAGAAGAUGGGCAUAUCAUGCUCUCCGACUUCGACCUCUCACUCCGAUGCGCUGUGAGUCCAACUCUUCUUGUCUCAUCGUCGAUGUCAGCCACCUCAAGAAAGGUCUCCCGUCCAUGUGUAGAUACACGUUGUGUGCAGCCUUUCUGCAUUGAACCUUCCUUUCAAGUAACAUGCUUUACUCCUAGGCUUUUAGCCUCUUCCACCAAACCCUCCAAAUUGAAAAAGGUGAAAUCUGAUGUUGCUGCCGAGAUGAGACCACUGCUGCAGCUAGUAGCAGAGCCCACCACAGCACGCUCCAACUCAUUUGUAGGUACCCACGAAUAUUUGGCCCCAGAAAUCAUUAAAGGAGAGGGGCACGGAAGCGCUGUUGAUUGGUGGACGUUCGGUAUUUUCCUAUAUGAACUACUUUAUGGUAGAACACCGUUUAAGGGAGCUGGGAAUGAAGAAACUCUGGCUAAUGUAGUCCUUCAGAGCUUGAAAUUCCCGGAUAGCCCUCUAGUUAGCCUUCAAGCUAGGGAUCUAAUAUCUGCCCUUUUGGUUAAAGAACCAGAGACUCGUUUAGGGACUGAAAGAGGCGCUGCUGAGAUAAAGCAGCACCCAUUCUUUGACGGGCUGAACUGGGCAUUGAUUCGAUGCGCUGUUCCCCCUGAGCUUCCUGAUUAUCGGACCUAUGGGAUGCCAAAAGCGUCAUCUCUUGAAAAGAACAACAAAUAUGUGGACUAUAGCUCUGGUUCCGGUUCCGGUUCUGUAGAACAUUUAGAGUUUGAGGUCUUUUAGCGAAUCCUUUCCACAUAAUAUUUGUAUUUAAGUAGAGCCCUUAUAAUGUAAAUUUUUGUUAUAUGGUACAGUUCAUUUUUACAGUGAGACAUUGGGAAGAGGUGGAUCUGAUGUUGUUACAAAUCUGAUAUAAUUGCUUAAAGGUUAUAAUAAAAUUUUGUUAAGCAGGCGAGUACUCAACGCCUUGUUUUUGAGGCCA
This is a messenger RNA of Beta vulgaris subsp. vulgaris (sugar beet), 4113 nucleotides long. RefSeq names its product serine/threonine-protein kinase KIPK2. Gene Ontology annotation, cellular component: cytoplasm; nucleus; plasma membrane. The transcript has 3 exons. Bases 444 to 3914 code for a protein of 1156 amino acids. The record is from RefSeq and is a predicted model, not a curated record. Gene Ontology annotation, biological process: protein phosphorylation. NCBI's taxonomy places the organism in Eukaryota, Viridiplantae, Streptophyta, Magnoliopsida, Caryophyllales, Amaranthaceae. Gene Ontology annotation, molecular function: ATP binding; protein serine/threonine kinase activity.